Prorocentrum cordatum is the source of this 926-nucleotide messenger RNA. NCBI's taxonomy places the organism in Eukaryota, Dinophyceae, Prorocentrales, Prorocentraceae. The record is from the annotation of a GenBank genome assembly.
CAGGCGCCAUCCGCCCCGGACCGCCCCGCGCCGCAGAGCCCGGCGUCGGCGCGCCCCGCCAGCGCGCAGGUCGCGGGCCCCGCGCUCACGCCCUCCGACCGCAGGGCGCGGAUCCGGCAGCUGCUGCGACGCCUGGAGCUGUCGUCCCCGAGCCUCGCGGACGUGCAGCGCGUGGAGGCCAGGCAGCAGCGCGCCCUGCACCGCCACAACCAGCAGCACGGCGGGGCUUCGUCCUCACAGGAGAGCCGCUGCGGCAGUCCAGGUCCCUGAUGGACCUCGUCUCCGCGGCCGGCAACGCCAGGAACGGGGGCGCUCGUCCCGCCGCGCCAACCCCUCUCGGCCAGCGCAGCUGCGCCGGCUCGUGGCGUCCCUGCCGGCCACCGUGGUGGGGGGCACGCCGCCCUCCGAGGCUUGCACGAUCUGCCUGCAGGCGCCGCAGCAGGACGAGGUCUUGGUAACGCUGCCUUGCGGCCAUUGGUACCACAGCGACUGCAUCCGAGAGUGGCUGGGCGUCGCUCGGCUGUGCCCCUUGUGCAAGGGCAGCGUCGUCUCGCAAGACGCGGACUGAUCGGAGAGCGCUUUGCUUGGGAUAUGUUGGCCACGGUGCCCCCCCAGGAGGUCCAGCCUCCGACUUCCUGUUCCCUCAGGGCCUCCUCGUCUCGUCUCCAGCUCGCCACAGUCUCCCACCUCGGGCUGGGGCCGCCUCUGCCACCGCCCGACCCCGUCUGCUAGUUCUUGCCUGUUGCCCCCAGUCGUUCUAUUCAACGCCGCACUAUUUAAUAUUGCGCGCUCUUCGAAUUCUCUGCCGGUCCGUGAGUGACUGGUGUGACCUUGCGGGGCUGCUACCUGAACUCGGCAGCUGCACAUCGACGUAGCCGAGCCGCGCGAGAUUCGUCGCCGAAUCUCAGUCUCAGCCUCUCGAUGCC